Sinocyclocheilus anshuiensis is the source of this 1899-nucleotide messenger RNA. RefSeq names its product Krueppel-like factor 3. The coding region runs from base 249 to 1292 and encodes 347 amino acids. The record is from RefSeq and is a predicted model, not a curated record. NCBI's taxonomy places the organism in Eukaryota, Metazoa, Chordata, Actinopteri, Cypriniformes, Cyprinidae. The transcript has 7 exons. Gene Ontology annotation, biological process: regulation of transcription by RNA polymerase II. Gene Ontology annotation, molecular function: DNA-binding transcription factor activity, RNA polymerase II-specific; RNA polymerase II cis-regulatory region sequence-specific DNA binding.
UCCCGCGAGCGCCCGGCCCUAAUCACGUGAUAGACGCUCAAUUCACUCAGGACACUUUAAACACUUGGACAAGAAGUUGUUUCGUAACUCUCGGGGAAGUUUUUUCAGCGUCAGCCUAAAUGCUAAGUGUGUCAUUUGGAUGUUUCAUGCCAUCGUGAUCCAGGUUGUUGCUGUCGUCUGCGGUCCUUCAUAUCGGCGCACUUUUCACUUGAGGAAUAUUUACUGACAAAAUUCCAGCGGCAGCAGCCAUGCUCAGGUGUGACCCAAUAAAGCCAGACAUGUCAUUGACUUACCCAGCUUACCUGAUUAAACCUGCUCCUGAGGCAUUUGGAGUCGUAUUAUCUCCUUCCAUGGUCCCUACUUCCACAUCUCACCUAUACUCCCCUCACUACUACCAAGAACCCUACUCCUACAUGAGCCCCCAUCACACACACCCUCUGUCCCAGGAUGUCCAUCACUCCCAGAACGAACCUGUCGAUUUAUCCGUCAGCAAAAGAUCCUCCGUUUCAUCGCCUUCAUCAUCUCUGGCAUCGUCAUCUCCCAGAGCCACUCCACCAUCGCCUUAUGAGAUCUCCAGUCCGGUGUCACGUCCUCGCCCCGGCUCCGGCUCAGGCUCUAUAACAGGAAGCACUUUCGGGUCAUCUCAGACAAGGCAGCUGACCCCACCACUUGGCCUUCCUAUUCCUUCGGUUUUGACACCUAUUGUACCAGUGCUUUCUAUGCUGCAGACGUUACCUGUGCUCUACCCUCCACUACACCUGUCUCCCUCCAUCAUGAUUUCACCCGUCACACCUGAGGAUCCUGCUAACCACAAGCAGUUCUCUAUAAUGAAGUCAGAGAAUCCCCCAGACAAUCAUGAGCUCCUCAAGCCAAUCAAAUCCGAGCUCCACCCUGAACACGCUCAGGAUUCCCACAGCCAGGAAAUAACCUCACCCGUCAUUACUGUCCCACCGAGUUAUGGGGGAAACACACACUCAGUGAUUGUACGUCGAAAGCUAGAGUCUCCAGAUCCACUGAAGAAGCGUCGAAUUCAUCGCUGUGACUUCAAUGGCUGCAAUAAAGUCUAUACCAAAAGCUCCCACCUGAAAGCUCAUAGACGCACACACACAGGAGAAAAGCCUUAUAAGUGCAUGUGGGAAGGCUGUACGUGGAAGUUUGCCCGCUCCGAUGAGCUGACCCGUCACUUUCGGAAGCACACGGGUGUAAAGCCGUUCCAGUGCCCUGACUGUGAUCGCACCUUCUCUCGCUCCGAUCACCUCUCCCUGCACAAGAAGCGCCACAUGCUGGUGUGAGCUCAAUACUGCAACACGUGAACGGAGCAGAAAUUGCACCUUCGAUUAAGCCGUUGCUCAACGGGAGCUUCAUCUUCAGUGACGCCAAGUGCCGUUUUGUGUUUCCCAUCCCCUUCCAGUUCAGGAAACGCUGUGUAAUAGAAGAAAAGAAUGGAGUUGAUGGCUCAUACGAUGGCUAGCUCAUACUUCAUGAAAAGAAUUAGUAUCCAAGUGGAUUUUGUCACCAUUACUAUGGACAUGGAGAGUAGUGCUGUGGAUAUGACCCUUAUAUAAACAAAAUUGAAUGCCAAGUCUUUUUUUUUAUAUCAAGCACUCUCUCUCUCCAUUAUCUUUCUAUACACGUCUCUCUCGUUGUUUUGCCCUCUGCAGGUCAGAGGGCCCAUUGUGCAGUUACAGCACUACACAAACAAGCAUAAUACAUUUACAGUUAUGUAUCUAUAUCUAGAUAGAUAGAUAGAUAGAUGAUAUACUGACAGUCAGUAGCCAGUCACACACACAUAUACACAAACACAACUCUGACAGUUUCACACUUUUAAUGUUGUUUUAAGAUGCAACUCGGGUCAAACCUGCACAAUGUGAAUGUAUUUUUCUCUUUUUGUAUGUUAUU